UCAUCUGUCACACUGUGGUAGUGUUUGUUUACGCAGGGCGGAAGAAAUCGAUAGCCGUACUAGCAAAAAUCGGGAAGAUAUUCCUCCAUUUUUAGUGAUAAACUCUAACUAAAUGUGAUUGUGUGCGGUCUGGGACGAAAUCUGCAAACAUGAUUCAUCUUACCGGGCAAAAUUACUCCUCCAAGGAGAUUAUCCAAAACAUAUUUUCACCCAUGGUGGGAGCCAUCGUUUCACAGCAAGCGGAAGAACUGUGCCAGAAGAACAAUCUUUCGUUCGUGGAAAUGCUGCAACCGUUUCUGAAGCUCUCGUCCGACGCCCAUUUUCGCGACAUUGCCGGAACGAGCGUUUCGAUCAAGGGACUGCGGAUCAAUGUGGUGGACGUCAACUGGCGUCCGCCGCAAACGAUUCUGGCAAAGAAAAUGCUUAACGAAGCAGUCACUACGGCAGCUGGCGGUGAUAAGAUGAAAGCGAUCAAGCUUGACGAUGGUAGCUUCGUCGACAUUCCUGCGGCCGAACCGUGGUUCGAGCAAUGGCGAGAAACGUUUUUGACCGUCCAGUUUCCGGCGGACCACGAAUUUACGCGCCACUUGCUGUGCUCGUUGGUGGUGGUGUCAAGCAUUGAUCAGAAUCCAAUCGAAACAGCGAGCCAGUUGACGAAAAAGAUUCAAAAGAUGCAAAACGUUACGAUGCCCCAGCUGCCCAAGUGGUUCGCCAGCGAUGCGCUCAACUGUUACGUUAUGCUGCACGAUGGAUGCUCCGGUGAUAUUGGAAAGGCGCAGCAAGCUUUCGAGGGUUUGAAAUCGACCUACGGAGAGCACAAGUGUUUCUUGCUACAAAUUAACUCGCACGGCGGGCCACCGGCCGACUGUCCCGAUCCUUGGUUGCGCUAUUUGAAGAAACACCAACGGUCCGAACCGACCGCGGCGAGUGACAUCGACAGUGCGCCCAAAACCCCCCAGGAUAUGGGCUCGAUUACGGGAAUGCCCACGACCGUGGUUCAAUCGUCCAAUCUCCUGGUGCACGGUGGCGGUAUCGGUAGCAGCGGAAGCAGCGUUUCAUCCGAAACGCCACCGUCCGGGAUCGUGGUGGGGGAAGUGAUAGCGCAUCCGCUCAGCCCAGUACAGGAAACGGGGAUCGAGAUACAGGAAACGUCGAGCCUCACGUCGAGCAUAGACAGCUUGUCGCUGCAGACGAUAAACCCGAACGUAUGGCCGAUCGAGAGCGAUAUUGAAGUCGCCCACGGUUCCUUCCUGACGGCGGGUGAUUUGGACAAUUUGAAACAUUUCGUACAGGACUUCACCGUGCGUGCGUUGAUUCCGUACGUUGAGCGGUUGGUGGGCGUGCUGAAUGAUUCCAUAUCGAACAAAAAGGGUGUGAGCCGAUCGCUGCUAAGCGCCACGAAACGGUGGUUCGUCACGAACAAACCGGGCGUGAACACGAACCAGAAUGCGGUCGUCUACACGAACGAAUCGGCCGAACUGCAGACACGCAAGCUGGGCGAUCUGUACUUUAUGUUCAGCCACUAUUCGCUCGCAUUCCAGGCGUACCAUCAGGCCAAGCGGGACUUUAACGCGGACUCUGCGUGGCAGUAUUAUGCGGGCGCACUCGAGAUGGCAGCACUGGCCGCCCACAUGCAGGGCACGGCUAGCCGCAAAACGUACGAUUACAUGGAAGAAGCGAUACUGACGUACUUGAACAGCUGCAAGCUGCCACAGUUCGCUACCCGCGCUACCCUGCUGUCGAUGGAGUGCUUGCGAGCAGCGAAACAGUACAAUGAAGCGGCCAAGCAGCUGAUCCGCAUGACGAGCGAAGAUUCGGACCUGCGGUCGGCACUGCUGCUGGAGCAGGCGUCCUACUGCUUCCUGCUGGCCAAUCCGCCCCAGUAUCGCAAGUACGCACUGCACUGCGUGCUGGCCGGGCAUCGCUUUUCGAAGGUGGGCCAGCGCAAGCAUUCGUUCCGCACGUACAAGCAGGCGUACCAGGUGUUCGAAAACCGUGGGUGGAGCUUGGCCGAGGAUCACAUACAGUUCACGAUCGGGCGGCAAGCGUCCAACCUGAAGAAGCUGGACGAAGCGAGCAACUGCCUGGCGCAUCUGUUGCGCCCUUCCAGCAUGCAGACCGCGGCCCAGCAAACAUUGUUCCUGCGCGAGUAUCUCAGCACGAAGAGGGCACUCCAGUCGAAGGGUGGCGAAGGAGCGAACGACAUUCCCACGAUUGCGCUGCCAAAAAUCGUGCAGACCAUGACGAAGGUGCUCGUAACAUCGCCACCCCCGGUUUCGAACCCACUGCACAUUGCGGCCACCAAUAUCAAUAUUACGUCUGCUCCGACGGACGAACACGUGUGGAACAAAAUGGAGGAAAUGCUAGUGCAGAGCGCAUCCGAGCGUCCGGUGAUGGUGUUCCGGCCAUCGAAGUCACUGUUCUCUGCCGAUUCGCCCGCCACGGAAAAUCCUCGCUCCGUGCACGGCGAACCGAUCGAGGUGGCGUUUAACCUGGAGAACACCAUCAAACCGGCCGUGCUGUUCGAGAACAUUAAUCUUCUGUGGGAGUUCCGCAAAGAGUCGGGACAAAUCUUCUCCAACCGGCCGCUCUUCCUCGGUGACGUCAGCUUGGAGGAGCGAUCCGAGAUCGAAAAUGUGGUCGCAUCCAGCUUUGUGGCGGUGGUUACGUUCGGCGAGCACGAGACGAAAACGCUCGUGCUGAAGCUAACACCGCGCAGUACCGGGCAGCUGCGGAUACUGGGAAUCGUUGGAAAAAUAUCGGCCGCUCAGCCGACCGGCCCCGGGGAAGCGCCGUCGCUGUGGGGCAAGCAGCUGUUUGAGGCGCAACCGAUACGGGUUGGCAGUGUCGGUGGCAAGGAUGGGAACAAAGCGGCCGUUGCUGCCGCUUCGACGCCCGGGCCGUCGUUUGAUCGGAAGCUUGAGAUCGAAAUCUUACCGCCAGCACCGGCAUUGCACGUAAGCUUCAGCCGCGCACCGACGGAGGUGUUGGCGGGCGAGAUAAUUCCAAUCAAAAUGAACAUGACCAAUGCGGGCGUUAGUGUGCUGAACGACAUCUACGUUUGCAUCGAUAAUCCGCGGUACGUGCUGCUAAAUCCGAACGAAGCCGACAUACCGCUCUCGAUACGGCGCGACCUGCAGAACCUCGCCAAUGAGAACGUUGGACGGGACCGGGAAGCGCGCAAGCAGUACGUGUGCCGAGCGUUCCGAGAGACGGAUGGCAAUUUCAUUGCGCCGAACGAGACGAAAACGGCCACGCUGUGGUUGCAGGCACCGUACUCGAAGGGCCAGAAAGACGUCAAAUUGAUGAUUUACUACGCGAUGCCCCAGGACUAUCCGAAGAUGAAACACCGCCUCGUGCGUCACACGUGGAACUUUAACGUGAACGAUUCGCUGCUCGUGGAUGCUAACUGCAACAUGAGCAAUCCGACCAAGCGCGAGCUGGGCAUUGAUGUGAACGUGAAAAAUCUGAACCAAGUGCAUCAUCCGCUGAUGACGGAAAUCGUUAUGAACGAGCUGUUUCUGUACUGUUCUGCGUACGAGCUGCAGCAAAACCGAGUCGUUUACAUUAAAACACCUGGCUACGCUAGAUUGCAGGCCGGCGCGGGCCUGAAAACGAACGAAACCGUCAGUCUGCGCUGUAACCUGCAGCGGCGUCCGGCGGAGGUGACGUACGACGGAAAUUUCCAGCGCUACGUAUCUCAGAAGCUAUCCACCGUAUGCGUGCGGGAACCGGAACCGGCUGCGAAGGCCACCCUGCCCGCGCUCGAUGCUGUCGGCAGUUUUCUGCUAAAGAACGAAACCAAAUACAUACGGGUGUAUGAGCCGGGCAGCAACGAAGAAUUUAACCAGAUCGUCAAUCAACGCGACAGCCACAUGACGCUGUGCGUGAACUGGUCUGCAACGAUCAAUGACAACGGUGCAUCGCGCCAGGCGUUCGGACAACAUUUUGUGCAGCUGAGAAAUCUUUACGAUUCCGUGUACUGUCCACCAUCGGAACGCUUGCAGCAAAUCACGUUUACCGGCCAGUCGGAUGUGUAUGCAAUAUUUGAUGAUUUGGAAAAGGUGACACCGGUGGACAAUGACGAUGUUGAUAGCGGUUGGGGAGUUAAUCAAAGCUUCGUGGCACAGAGAUGCUUCCUAGAGGAAAGCUUCCACUCAGUAGAGCUGAGAGCAUAGAGUGUAGUGUUCCGAAAAUGUGGUAUUAAGGAUAUAUUUCGCGUUUAAUAAAGGUAUUUUAUAAUCCAUUGCUACCGCGCACGUUAUCAAACGUUCAGUGCGACAACACAAUGAACAUGGUAAAUUCCAUGUUCUUUUCUUUUAAAUAAAUGUUUGAAGGACAUCACCGAAA
Messenger RNA from Anopheles stephensi (Asian malaria mosquito), 4350 nucleotides. RefSeq names its product trafficking protein particle complex subunit 8 (gene l(3)76BDm). The transcript has 9 exons. Bases 150 to 4178 code for a protein of 1342 amino acids. Gene Ontology annotation, cellular component: cytoplasmic vesicle; TRAPPIII protein complex; phagophore assembly site. Lineage: Eukaryota; Metazoa; Arthropoda; Insecta; Diptera; Culicidae. The record is from RefSeq and is a predicted model, not a curated record. Gene Ontology annotation, biological process: endoplasmic reticulum to Golgi vesicle-mediated transport; protein localization to phagophore assembly site.